GAAAGCGGCCGCUAGCCUUGCCGGCAAAGCAGCCGCAGGAGGACACGGGCAGCAGAAGGCCAGCCGGCAUCACCACUAAAUCCCUGCGCUUUUGGUCUUGCGCCCGCGGAUGGUAAGCCAACCGGGCAGCCGCGGGACAAAAUGGGAAGCGAAGCGAAGCAGAGCGCAGGCGCAACAGCGCGGCGGCACAGUACCCAUCACCUCACUGCUCCUCCCCAUUCCCCCAAUCCUUCCUUCCUCGCCAAGCGCCCGCCUUUCCCCUCCUCGGCGCCGGCCGGCAGUGGCUCCGACCCGAUCCCCGGCGCGCGCGCACGGAAUCCUCUAUCCGAUGAAGUGGUGUUGUGCUCGAAACUCCAUUGACUAUCCUCUACUUUGAUAAUCUCUUACCCAAUUGGAAAAUUGGACCGCUUUUUUCAGCCAAUGGGGAUUGUCAAGAUAAAGAGUGGUGAGCCUGCAGCAAAGAGUGGUUACAGCUGUGGAGAUGAGGACCUUACACAAGAUGACAGAAUGCUGCUUCAGAGCUUUCCUAUUCAUGAAUCUGAUGACUCUGAACUUGCAGAGGUGGACUGUGAGUUUGCAAUGUCCAGAGGUCAGGUGUGCAAUGUGCCAUAUGGGCUUUAUGAUCUGCCUGACUUGACAGAGGUUCUUUCUUUGGAGACGUGGAAUUCAUGCCUGACGGAAGAUGAUAGAUUCUAUCUAGCAGCCUACCUCCCAGACAUGGAACAACACGACUUCGUUACAACAAUGAAAGAGCUGUUUAGUGGUGAUGCUAUCUUCUUUGGAAGUCCACUUAGAAGCUUUUUCCUUAGAUUGAACGGUGGGCUUUAUUCUCCACAAGUUUCUCAGGCAAGAGAGUUAUUAUUGAUGUUUCAAAGACGAAGACAUUAUCAAUUUCUGAUGUUGUACCAUGAUGGUAUGGUUGGUAAGUUUGCAUCCAUGGCCAAACUGUUGAGAAGUUCUGAUAUGAGUACUAGUCUUAGAGAGAAGGUUCCCAUCUCGCACAACCGGGUAUAUGAGAAACAGUUCCCAUGUGUAGGUCUAAGCAGUUCCACUCAACCAAUUAUUAUCAAGGGUGAGUCUGCCACUGUGUCACCAAUGAAGCGAGAUAAACUUAUGGACGGCUCAUUAAGCACUUAUCGUUCAAGCAGACAUAAUGAUACAGGCAAUGUAGCCAAAUCAGCAGAAAUGAACUCACUGGAAAGUCAAAUCUUCCAUCCUCUUUGUGAUCCCAGGCAAAAUUGUGGUAAACUACCAAAAGGUGUGCUGAAAAUAAGGACUGGUUGCGCUUCUCAUAUUGAUGGCAGUAAAGGUAUACAUCACAGACCUAGACUGCUUCUAGUUGAUCAGUUAGGAAUGCAGAGCUCCAGCUUUUUCGCCCCACCUCAUGCUUUUGCACAUGAUGUACAUGUUUAUUCUGAGAAUUCAUCUUCUCACCUCAACACAAACAGUGGUACUUCUGCUAGUUCAAGACGGAAUCCCUUGCAAUGGAAGGACACUUGUGCUCUGAUUGGCAAAAGCCCACUUGGAGUCCAAAUGACAGUUCCAGAGGAGCACAAUGCAGUUUACCCUUCCAUGAUGCUGAGAGGUUUCUAUCAGCCAGCAGCUAACCAUAGUUUAGUGUAUUCCAGUGAAGCAUAUGACACCAGAGAAUGUGGCCACAUGAAAGACCUUUUGAAGAACUUUGGUCAUCAGAACAGUAUAGUCCAUCAAAGUUCUCCUGAUCCAUGUGCAGGAGUUAGUGCUGGUCAUCAAGCGAAUGGAUACACGACACUGCACAGUAUAAGAAAUGCUGAAAGUAUUUCAGAGAUGUUGAACCUUGGCACAGGGAAAUUGUCAGAGCAGUUGGAAACGGUGUGCAAGUAUCAUGAUGGUGUGAAGCUGGAGGCACCUCCUGCCAAGCCUGUUACUGAAGUUGAAGAAGCUCGACAAUUCGCUUACACCUACGCAAGGAGGAAGCCGCACAAGAGGUCAACUAUGGUGGAAGAUACAGUGUCACCGGGUGUGCUAGACACCAACAUGAAAGUGAAAGCAAUCAAACUCUGAAGCUUGGCAAUUGCAAACAUUGGGAGCUGAAUAUAAUUGGGGAUAGAAUUUAGCAUCCAUCUGACAUAGUAAAUAAACAUGAAUUAGUUUUCCUUUCUCCUAUGACAACGAUAACCAAAGGCUACAAUUAGAGUAUUCGUCCGUUUGACAUCGGUAUAAGUAGUUUACACUUCAAUAAUCGAACUGUUGAAGUAUGCAAAUCAGUCAUAUCUGGCUGUUAUGUUCACGGAGAUUUUUGCCUGCUGCUGUACAUAACCAGGAUUGUCGUUUCCUGAUGAGCUGCAAUAUUUCUUCUGCUACAAUCAGGUCCUCAA
Panicum hallii is the source of this 2357-nucleotide messenger RNA. RefSeq lists its product as uncharacterized. Gene Ontology annotation, cellular component: Ino80 complex. The coding region runs from base 421 to 2043 and encodes 540 amino acids. The transcript is spliced from 2 exons. The record is from RefSeq and is a predicted model, not a curated record. NCBI's taxonomy places the organism in Eukaryota, Viridiplantae, Streptophyta, Magnoliopsida, Poales, Poaceae.